This is a messenger RNA of Anolis sagrei ordinatus, 4609 nucleotides long. It is a transcript of the gene C2H17orf58, whose product is annotated as chromosome 2 C17orf58 homolog. The record is from RefSeq and is a predicted model, not a curated record. NCBI's taxonomy places the organism in Eukaryota, Metazoa, Chordata, Lepidosauria, Squamata, Anolidae. Gene Ontology annotation, molecular function: protein binding.
GCUGUGAGGGAAGGGAGUCCUCUGGGGUCGAGGCGGGGAGGCGUGAAGAAGAGCCAGGGAGGGAGGGAGGGAGGGAGGAGGAGGAGACCAGCUUGGGGAAACCAGCCUCUCAUUAGCAUGGAGGGAGGAGAGGCGGAGGGCGCCUCUUCCUCGGUGCAAAGCGCUCCUUUCCCUCUGGAGCCAUGGCCAGGGCGCCAGUCCUCUUGCUCUGCCUCGCAGUGGGCGCCUCCUUCGCCUCAGUGCCUUAUCCUGGAAAGUCCACCCAAUCAUUCACCAAAGAUGCAUUUGGACCAGUGAACUCCUUGGCUGGCCAGAGUAAAUCUAUCUCCAGAGAUGGCAACAGCAUUAGCAGGGAUGAGCCCAUGGAAGGCCAGCCCUUGCCUCCGGUUGCCAGUCAAAAAGUGAAAGAUGCAAAAACACACUUGCAGCCCUUGGAUAAAAGGAAGAAGAUCAAAAAUUCAGUAGAGAACUACACCGGUGUGAGGAAGCAGCCUGUUUCACAAGGCAAAGCCCUUCCUUCCAGCAGCCAUGUGGAGGAUACCGCUUCCACCUCUUCCUUCAUCCAGACCAACCGAAUACAUACAAAUAGGUUCCAGCUGGAGGCUGCCAAUAGCAUCUCUGCCCAGUUCCAUCCAUUAGUGUAUCUCUAUCACAACCGACUGCCGGCAGAAGCAACAUCAAAAAGUGUUGAGCCUGGCACUGGGCAACAGUCUGGUGGCUUGGAUCACCUCAACCGACCUGGCAAGGUAAACCCCAACUCCAAACUCAACACUUCCUUCAGAAAUGCUACUAAGCCCUCCCGGCUACAGAGCUGGCCACCUCACUUCAGUGUCUUAAAGAAUGCUGCAGAUAGUACCGAAAUGUGCUUGAAUGACUGCAGGAUGGAGCGUGAGGAGAUGGAGUCCUACUGUAGUAAUGAAUUUGUGGUUAACGGGAUCGUGCAUGAUAUUACCACAAUACACGAAGGAACGUGUUUGGUGACACUGUUGGUCAACAGUAACGGACUGUAUAAGACAAAUCGCCUGUACCUCAACCCUGAUGGCUUCUUCUUCUUCCGAGUUCACAUGCUAGUUGUGGAUGCCUUAAACUGCAGCAAACCUUGUCCAGACUUCAGACUUGGAAGCCGAUACAUUGUGAUGGGCCAGCUCUACCACAGGAGGCGGCAACUCCCCGCAGUUCUGCAAGAGCCUGUGAGAGGACGCUUGAGGCCAGGAGACGGCCUGCUUUGGAGGGGCAAGAGCUAUGUGAAAAGGUUCAACCGGAGGAGGAACCUGAAAGUUCAAAGAGCAGUGCACACCAAAUGUGGAUGAGGAUGCAUCACAGACACAGGUCUUCCAGGGCGCGGGAAGGUUGGGCUGAUGCUGGACAAAGAGAAGAUUGGUUUUUGCCCCCUCAAGUUCAGAGGAAGAGGUCUUCAGUGGAAGAAAAGGAGACACUGUUACUGAGGCAUGAGCAGCUAUUGGCUUCCACUACCUACCAGCUGAUGCCCUCAUAAAAAUUACAGUAAACAAUUUGGGUUUCAAUCCACAACUGUUGCUGUUCUGUAUCUGCUUUUAACACAGCAUUAAUAUAUGUCAGAAUAGUUAAGCUGGAUUCUGUAGUCACACAACUUCUCAUAGUCUUGUCCUCCAGCAAGGAUAACUUUGGAUACAAAAGAGGAGGAAGAAGAGGUGUCUGCUUAUGGAAUCAGGCCUUUCCCCAUCUUUGUGAUCUUUCAGAAAGACUUCCUACUCUGCUGGGGAAGAUGCAGAUGGAGUGUGGUCCAGAGGCCAGAAUGAGAAUGGGGUUCAUAGAAGUUAGGGAUCUUGCACAAACCAUGUCAUCAUUCACCUUUGACUGCUAUCUACAGAAGCCAUUUUUGUUGGGAAUGUCUGCCAACGCUGUAUGCGCACAUCAGAUUUUCUAUUGCAAAUACUCUUGAGCCAAGCAAAAUAUUAUGUGGGUUGUUGUAGGGGUUUUUUGGGCUAUAUGGCCAUGUUCUAGAGCAGGGGUCCUCAAACUAUGGCCGGAUACGUCCCUCCAAGGUCAUUUACCUGGCCCUUGCUCACAGUCAACCUAAGUCUGACGUGACUUGAAAGCACACAACAACAACAACCUUAUCAGCAAAAAGCAAGCCAACACUUCCCAUUAAAAUCAGUUUAUAUUCGUUAAAAUUCAUUUUAAUUAUUGUAUUGUUUUGAAGUGUUUGUUUUGUUUUUUUGCACCACCAAUAAGAUAUGUGCAGUGUGCAUAGGAAUUCAUUCAUAGAAUCAUAGAAUCAAAGAGUUGGAAGAGACCUCAUGGGCCAUCCAGAAAAACUCCCUGCCAAGAAGCAGGAAUGUUGCAUUCAAAGCAUCCCUGACAGAUGGCCAUCCAGCCUGUUUAAAAGCUUCCAAAGAAGGAGCCUCCACCACACUCCGGGACAGAGAGUUCCACUGCUGAACGGCUCUCAUAGUCAGGAAGUUCUUCCUCAUGUUCAGAUGGAAUCUCCUUUCUUGUAGUUUGAAGGCAUUGUUCCUUGUCCUAAUCUCCAUGGAAGCAGUAAACAAGCUUGCUCCCUCCUCCCUGUGGCUUCCUCUCACAUAUUUAUACAUGGCUAUCAUAUCGCCUCUCAUCCUUCUCUUCUUCAGGCUAAACAUGCCCAGCUCCUUAAGCCGCUCCUCAUAGGGCUUGUUCUCCAGACCCUUGAUAAUUUUAGUCGCCCUCUUCUUGACAUAUUCCAGCUUUUCGAUAUUUCUCUUGAAUGUUUUUUUUUUCCAAAUUAUAAUCCGGCCUUCCAACAGUUUGAGGUAGUGUGACCUGGCUCUCUGUUUAAAAGGUUUGAAGACCCCUGUUCUAGAGGCAUUCUCUCCUGACAUUUCGCCUGCAUCUAUGGCAAGCAUCCUCAGAGGUAAGCAUCUAUGGCAAGCAUCCUCUGAGGAUGCUUGCCAUAGAUGCAGGCGAAAUGUCAGGAGAGAAUGCCUCUAGAACAUGGCCAUAUAGCCCGAAAAAACCUACAACAACCCAGUGAUUCUGGCCAUGAAAGCCUUCGACUAUACAAAAUAUUAUGUGGUUAUUACAGUUCUCCAGUUCUGCAUACUUUUUUGGGGAGUCUUCAAACAAAUAAUGUACCAAAAUAUUUAAUUUUCCGUUCAGUUUGAGUAAUGGAAGUGCUUAAAUACCGUUUACCUUUCACAGAAAUCAAUAACAUAGUCAAUAUAUUUUCUUGGUAGUGCUUUAAGAGAGUGUUUGGCUCAGAUAGUGGUUUGACUAGGCUAAUUAAUACUAAAUGUUCAUUUUGUAUGAUGGCAAUGUCUUAAAAAAAUGUUGUUAUAAUCAUCACCACAAUCAGGAAAUAAAUAAUGAAUAGGGGUUAUUGUUACCAGGAUGGAUACAUAUGGGAACAGGGCAAGUACAGCAUAUAUAACUAGGGAGAAAUGCAGUGCUACAGCUCAAAGCAAAUGAAUGGAUGCACAACCAAAUUUUAAUUUUGGACAAGAAUAAUAACGCCAUAGAGAGUUUGCUUAAUGAGACAUGGAGAGGGAAUAGAAGAAUUCAUUAGCAUGCCUUGCCAUUUGAAAAUCUGUUAAAAACACUCGGAUGCAAGCCAUGGCUGGAAUCUUGUAUCAAGGCUGUAAAAUUAGUGGCGGCACAUUAUUCAGGAACAUCUCUGCUAGAACUUUUGUGGAAUGUAAUAGCUUCACAUAUGUUCUAAGGGAAGGAAGGGAGUUGUGACUGAUGUGGAAAAAUGGCACAUUUGCAAUGAAGAUGUCAGAAUUGAACAUUUUCCAAGACACUUUGAAUGAAGGCAUUUUGUCAAAAGGGGCACUUCCUGGCAGUCGCUUGGCCCAAGAUGAGGAGUAGGAGGAUGGGAGGGCAGCUUGCAUACAACUCUUCCCCACAUUUAUUUCUCUGGAUUCUGUCCUAUAUUUAACUCAGAUCUGAAUGCCAGGGAUAGUAGAGUCUUCCAUUAUGUGCUGUUGUAGCAGCACUGUUUUUUCAUAAUCUUGCUUUCCAGGGGAAACCACCAUCAACAUAAAGUAUGUCAUUUGGCAAAAGGGACUUCAAUAGAGUUAAACGAAUAACCAAGACAGGUUUUAGAAAAUAUUUUGGUUGGAUUUGAAAUCUUGAUUUGGUAUAUACAUUUAAGUUCCUACAAGCUACAAAAUUAACAUUAGAUUUACAAGAGUAAUUAUAACUAAAUUUUGUUAGUUGGCAAGAUAGGAAAAUAAAACUGAGAAGUCAAUGGGCAUGGUUGAAAAAGCAUUUUGAAUUCCAGCCUGUGAUGCGGCUGCACAAGGGAUAUAAUCCAUGUGAUUGUGGAUAUCUUCUCUGCAGCAUCCAAAGAAAUCCCAUGUUGCCGAACAAAUACUGUUGUUGGAACUCAAUCUCAAUCCCCUUUUGCCGAUGACAGCAUCCCAUGUAGACUGAGUGAAUCUUCCAAUACUAAACUUUGUAUGAUAUCUACUGAAGAUUGGUGAAAACAAGCUUUCCCCUUCUUUAGGAAUGAAACGGAAAGCCUGAAUUGAAAAACUGAGCUAAAUACAUUGCUUUUGUUGAAUCCCCUUGGAUUUCUCUCAUAACAUUUUGGUGUACAAACUUGUCAAAAGGGAGGAAAUAAAAAGAUGGCUCUUUCCAACUGUUCUGAAAA